Molecule: messenger RNA, 1794 nt
Organism: Anneissia japonica
Lineage: Eukaryota; Metazoa; Echinodermata; Crinoidea; Comatulida; Comatulidae
Product: tRNA-specific adenosine deaminase 1-like
Exons: 8
Coding region: 90-1664 (524 amino acids)
Biological process (GO): RNA processing
Molecular function (GO): adenosine deaminase activity; RNA binding
Source: RefSeq, a predicted model, not a curated record
GCGAUCGCGAUUCUGUUUCGCUCGAGUAUCGCGUCAGCUGUCACAGUAGAGUAGGAUAGGCCUUCCUGUCAUUGUUAAAUCAUGGAAACAUGGAGAAAAAAGACAUUAGAUUCGAAGAUAUGAUUGCUAGAUUAUGUGUAAAUCACUAUGAAGAACGCCUGCCUAAGAGAGGCAAACCCCAAGUCAACCGUGAAUGGACUAUUCUAGCUGGAGUUGUCCAGGCUCAACGACGGCCUGUGUCGUCGGUCGCCAAAGCCAGUCAAGCACGAAGCCUAGGCCUAAAAUUUGAUGAGAAAUUUGAAUAUGAAGUUGUUGCCUUAGGAACAGGUUCCAAAUGUCUUGGUCUGGAUAAACUAAGCACUAAUGGAGAUGUAAUUCAUGAUAGUCAUGCUGAGGUUAUUGCUAGAAGAGCAUUCUUAAGGUAUCUAUAUGACCAAUUGAAGAAGAGUAUUUUACAAGAAGAAAGUAUAUUUAUUAAUGCAGAUGCGAGAGGAGAAUUUCAGUUGAAACCACAUGUAACUUUCCACUUCUUCACCAGCCAGACCCCAUGUGGGGAUGCUUCAAUCUUCCCCGAGACCACAGAUGACAACCAUAUGCAGACAUCAACUGAUCCAGUGACAGUUGUUGAUAAAGUUGAAAGUUUUUGCCAGAAAGACGUUUCACAAGUGGAACCAAUUGAUGUUGGAUCAACAAUAGAAAGUGAAAAGGAAAUUGUAGUGUCAGUUGGAAGCACAUUACCAGUGAGAAUUUCUAAAGGCAAUCAGGAUAAAAAUAUUGCUGAAGAAAAUUUAGACAUCAAUGUCAGAACUGAUAGUUGUAAAAGAAAGAGGGAAGCAUCACCAGUAUGCUAUGAGGUGCAAACAAAAAAUGCCAAACUCAACCUUGAGGAUCAUGCCAUUGAUGGAAGUCAAGAUCAGAAGUAUAAAGAUCAUCGCACCGGAGCAAAAUGCGUGCCCGGAAAUAUCCAGGAUCCUCUGAAUCCUAGUGGAUAUCACACUGUUGGAGUCUUGCGCUUGAAGCCAGGCAGAGGAAACCGGAGUGUCUCAAUCUGCUGCAGCGACAAGAUUGCCAAGUGGAACGUACUUGGAUGUCAGGGAGCGCUCCUCUCUCACUUCCUAACAGAGCCAAUAGCAUUCGAAAGCAUUGUUAUUGGAAAGUGCAGUUUUAGUGAAAGUGCUACCAAAAGGGCACUGUUGGAUAGGAUACAUGGAGUUUAUUCAAACCUAAGUUAUGCUGUACAUCACAAUAUUUCUGUAUUCCAUUCAAAUGUUGAAUUUCAUCAUUCAAAGGAGUACAUCAAACAGCACCAUAUUAAAUCCCUUGGCAAAAUCGCACCUUGUGGGGCAGCUAUUAUAUGGUCAGCUGUGCCAAACUCUCCUCUUGAUGUCUCUGUAAAGGGUGUCAAACAAGGUGUGACAUCAAAAGAUUUGAAACAAUGCAAUGCAAGGUGUGACAUUUGCAAAUCUAAAUUAUUUGAAACUUUCAAGGAAGUGGUGAAUCUUAUCCCUGAGGACAGCCUUCCAUGUAGUUUAAAAAACACUGAACUAAAAACGUACUGGGAUUAUAAGCAGGCAUGCGGCAAAUACCAAGAGUCAUGGCGACAUUUAUUGCAACAUUUCAGCACGUGGAUAAGAACACCUGUUGAAUAUUCACAGUUUUCUUGAGCAGUACUAACUCAAUUGGCAAUUUAUACUUCGAAUAUUGACAAAAUAUCGAGAUAUUUUAUUUUAUUCUUGCUGGAAUGUGUCUUUUUUUCCAAAUGUCUAACCGAAUAAAAAUAAUUCUGACAUUGAA